AUAAACAUGGAGGAGGCCGAGAGGAUAUUUACAGAAGCAAAAUCUUCUGAAUCAAACUCCAAUAAUGACAGGGCGAUAGAGUUGUAUACGGAAUUUAUAAAACAAGUAGAAUCUGCUCCAAAUCCAAAUCUUCUGGGUGAGAAGCUGGCCUUAGCUUACAAUAACAGAGGAUUUCUAAAAUACAGGAGAGUCGAUUUUGAGGGAGCGAUCCUUGACUACACAAAGAGCGUAAAUGUUAAUCCAAAGUCCUGCAUAACUUUCUAUAACCGAGGAACUGUUUUAUAUAGAUUAAGUAAAUUUGAUGAAGCAAUAUCAGACAUGAAGAUGGCACUAAAUUUAGAUCCAAGCUUUGAGCCUGCACAAACAGGUCUGCAUUUUGCUGAGCAGGACAGAGAAAACAAAAUCAAAAGAGGGUGGUGAGGCAUAUGGAUGGCCGUAUGUUGAAUGGGUUCAUGCAACAGGCUCAGUUGGACAUGCCCUUGUGCUAUGUGGAAUAAAAAUUUACUUAUUUAUCUUAACAGACAGUUAUUCAAGUUGUACAGCAAAACUUGGUUAAAACGAAGUCACAGGGACCUAUAGAACUACUUCACUAUAUCCAUAAUUCGUUAUAACCGUAUAAAAAAUUCAUUCAAUUUGUAUAGCUGAGGAUCCAAGAUGACUUUGCUUUAUCCAUAAAUUUGCAAUUAUAAUCCAUGUUCGUUCUAAACGAGUUUUGCUGUAAUUGUAUAUCACAAAUAUACUCUCAGUUUCUGAAUGAUGACUUGAUAAAUAUAACAUGCAUGUCAAAUACUGUAUAGCGGGGUUUUUUUUGGUGGAUGUGAAAUUUGGCAUUUUGCCUGCUCGAAAGUAUGCCAAUAAUUUUGGAAUAAUUUAGUUUAGCAGUCACAAGGUUUCAUGCAGUUCUUUGCAGAUAAGAAUUGAGAAUAUAUUAGCAAUUAAAAUUUUAGCGGGCUACUCUUAAAUUGCCAAAAUAAGCCAAAAUUAGCCCCCUGCUAAAAUAACCCACUGUACAGUAAAUAAAGGUUAUACAGAAUAAAAGAAAAUACACUGUAAAAGAAAUUUUGUGCCAUUAGGAUUCAAAUAGUUUGAAGUGGACAUUUAUUGAAGUGCCUGGACUCUAUCAAGGCUUGAAUUGCUGAAGGUUAUUCACAAAUAUCAGAUUGUCUACUGCUAUUUUCAACAUUCUGAGUGGCUGUUUAAGAUUUUUUUCAUUAUAACUGUCAGUCUGGGCCCAAGGCCAUAAACAGAAAACAGAGUUAUGUAAAUUUAUAAAUUAUAAAAUUGUCAUCACAUGUUUGAAUUUUAAAUGUUACACAAUGUUUUGAGCAUGUGUUAAAUAAAACUGAAGAUUAUUAAAAAAUAAAAUUUUGACUGACAAGUCUGUUCUUAAUUUAUGGUUACUGGGCCUGGCACUCCAUUCUGUAAUGCUUUUGACAUAGGCAGCAAUGUUCCUUUGAACCCUAUCUUGUUUACCUGUAACCUUUACAUAGUAUGCAAGUCCAAUUUCUUGAGAGAAGUGAAACCUGUCUACUCUAACAAGGGAGACAAAUUUUGUGUUGGAAUGGACAUGGUAUGGAUUGUACUGGCUAAGCACUAAUAUCUGUCAGUAAAACUGGAAUAAGAGCUUUGCGUAAAAAAAUAUUGUGAAUAAAUUCCCGUGUACAUGUAAACUGUCCUUGUGACAGAUUAGAUAGUUUUCACUGUAAUUCUAAAUUUGGAUGCAAACUCUGUUUACAUUAACACAUUUAGAAUAUAACAAAAAAUCUCUAUAACUUAAUAUUUUAAUAUUCAAAUAAAGGGAUGCAAUGAAAGUUACAACAAUGUUAUGUUUGCUGUCAUAAUCAUGAAAUGAAUGGUCAACCAUUUGAACAUCUCUCACAAAUCUUCCAUACAGCUGAUUGGCUGAUAAAAAUGAAA
Messenger RNA from Saccostrea cuccullata (small rock oyster), 1917 nucleotides. Its product is annotated as tetratricopeptide repeat protein 32-like. NCBI's taxonomy places the organism in Eukaryota, Metazoa, Mollusca, Bivalvia, Ostreida, Ostreidae. The coding region runs from base 7 to 420 and encodes 137 amino acids. The record is from RefSeq and is a predicted model, not a curated record. The transcript is spliced from 3 exons. Gene Ontology annotation, molecular function: protein binding.